Aspergillus bombycis is the source of this 1698-nucleotide messenger RNA. RefSeq names its product Zn(II)2Cys6 transcription factor. The record is from RefSeq and is a predicted model, not a curated record. Gene Ontology annotation, biological process: regulation of DNA-templated transcription. The transcript has a single exon. The coding region runs from base 1 to 1698 and encodes 565 amino acids. NCBI's taxonomy places the organism in Eukaryota, Fungi, Ascomycota, Eurotiomycetes, Eurotiales, Aspergillaceae. Gene Ontology annotation, molecular function: zinc ion binding; DNA-binding transcription factor activity, RNA polymerase II-specific.
AUGAGACAAAUAGCUACCGAUCGCCAAAGGGCAGGCGGGAAGAGAUCGCGAACGGGAUGUCGUACCUGCAGAGCUCGUCAUGUCAAAUGUGACGAGGCCCCGGGCUCGUGUCAGAACUGCACCUCCAGCGGCCGACGCUGCGAUGGCUAUGACAUUUAUCGGCUGCCCCCGAAGGGGAGGACGGCGAACAAAGGCUCUACCACAGAGGUCCAGGUGCAUAUCCUCAAUGGCUUUCGCUGGAAGAUGACCUCGGACGAGCGACGUUGCCUGUCAUACUUCCAAAAUCAUACGAUCCCCACUCUCCUCGGUCUGUUCGAUUCAACCCUAUGGGAAAAGCUGGUCUUUCAGAUCUCUCAGUCCGAGCCAGCCGUAUACCAUGCUGUGGUCGCUGUCAGUGCGAUUCACUACGACUCUGAAGCCAAGGGAAUGCCGUUGUCCAUGGAUCAACCACAAAAUACCUGGCAUCAAUUCGCUAUGGAGCAGUUGAGCCGGGCUUUUAAUCUGCUGAUCAAGCGCCGCACAUCCCAGGAUCCUCGUUUCUAUAACGUUACCCUAGUCUGCUGCCUUCUGUUCGUGCUAUCGGAUCUGCUGCGCGGACAUUAUGAUAACGCAUUCAGCCACCUCCAGAGUGGGAUCCGUAUCGUGCAGGACCUCCAGGCCCAUCGACAACUGAUCGCACCGACACCUCGGGAGGAGCUGAUCGAACAGAGCCUGGUCGCGGCAUUUGCGCACCUGGAUAUCAUGUCCACACAUUUUGGAGUCGGAGGCCCGCUCCUCUGCAUUGAGAAUGAGCUGAGCGACCAGUAUAUUGAUUGCGACCCGGCGGUGCCCUUCCAGAGUCUCCAAGAUGUCCUCCGUGCCUUUGAACCCAACUUCAGCAUGCUGUUUCAGUUUAUUUCUCACUGUAUGUAUCGCUCACCCGACUACAUCAGUUCCGACUAUGAGGCAUUGCACCUCCAACAGCUCCAGGCCUGGUCCCAUCUUAGCCGUUUCAUACCGCAGUUCAAGCAAUUUUACCGCAACAUGUACAACCGCCUCAGUCGCACAGAACAGAGAGGGGCCGACCUAGUAGACAUAUGGAUCUUGGGCUUAACGGUGGCGUUGAAAACAGGUCUGGUCGGCGGAGACGUCGCCGUCCUGGAUUGUUAUACACUGGACUAUCGAAAGAUCCUCAUCCGCAUAGAAGCAUUCUUGCAAAAGUAUCCAGAGCGACCGAGUGUCAGCAUUCAAUGUGGCAUCAUUCCUCCCCUCUUCCAUAGUUCGUUCGCUUGUCGGGAUUACACGGUGCGGUGGCAAGCCAUGGAGCUGCUUUGGGACUGGCCACAUCGUGAGGGGACGUUCGAUUCCAACUGGUGCGUUUCUUUGGCCUGUCAAGCACUGAGGCUGGAGCUGCAGACGAGUUUGACGACAGGCCUGCUCCCGGACGACACGACUCCCAUUGUCACAAAUCGGGCGGGACAUCCUCUAUCAGCCAAGGAACUCGUGGCCAUAAUGACAUACCGCCAGCGACAGAUGGGCGUGUCUCGUAUGAAGGGGGCAACUGAUGCGUCCAUGGUUGAUGGUGAAUUUUCUCCGCUAGACCUCCUUGAAAGCGUCAAAUGUAUGUCCGGUUGGUCCUGUGUACGAGCGUUCAAUACCUUCGCGGCUCAGAUGGAGACUUAUUCCACCAUUGGGGCUUGUUCAGUAGGUUGUGAAUGA